Molecule: messenger RNA, 621 nt
Organism: Caenorhabditis bovis
Lineage: Eukaryota; Metazoa; Nematoda; Chromadorea; Rhabditida; Rhabditidae
Source: the annotation of a GenBank genome assembly
AUGUUGAAUUCAGAAAGUGAAACGGUGAUCUCACUAAAACUUGCCGGCAAUAAACAGCUCACAUCGUUGGGAUUUUAUCCAAAAAUUCUGGGCGUUGCGAUUUAUAUUGAAGACAAUCCGAAGUUGUGCAUUUCACCGCAAGGCAUGAUCGCGAUUACAAUUCCCACACAAAACACCGACAAAAUAUUCGAUGUGACGAUUUGCGAGGAUUCCGAAACACCCGAGAACUUCUGCGUCAACCCGAAAUCGGGCAAAUUGAAGGAUCUCAAAGAGAAUUGCCUGUAUUUUUUCGGCGACUUGGUUAUUGAUGAAAAUUUCGAUUUUGAGAAUUCUUACAAAUUGAAUUCCAUUGAGGUCAUAUAUGGAAGAGAUCCGCCGACACUCGAGGACCAACUAAAGGAUGAGACCCCUUUGAAUAUCGAUGUAUUUCGCGGCCUUCCACAAUAUUAUAAGUUGACUGAAAAUCAGAACGAAUUUCAUAGUGAAUCUGUUGACACUAAUGGACCGAAUACUGGAAGUGGUGAGAAUAAAACGAAGAGUGUUGAUGCGGAGAAAGACUAUUCCAUAAAUUUGAGCCUUCAGUUCCCUUGUCUCGUUUUUAUAUUCCAUCUCUAUCUUUAA